Molecule: messenger RNA, 609 nt
Organism: Oppiella nova
Lineage: Eukaryota; Metazoa; Arthropoda; Arachnida; Sarcoptiformes; Oppiidae
Source: the annotation of a GenBank genome assembly
UGACAAUUGGUUUGUAAACACAAUAACAACACGUCUGCAGACAAAACAAUCAGUGAUUUGUUGAGCCGUAAGACUAACCGCGCGGUCGGAGUGGACAGUGAGGCGGCAGAUAUGAGCGCCGACACCAAGAAGGAGGCGUCGGGGCCCACACGGGGGCGACUGAGGGACCUCCAGAAGCGCAGGUACACCGAGGAUGGCGAGGACGAGGAGGACCUGUUCUUCGCGGGCCGCGGCUUCGACGUGGACCAGAAGUUGGUGUCCGACCGCUUCGACCCCCAGAAGUACGAUGUGCUGCAGGAGAUGACCGGCGAUCAGCUCACCAUUCGCUACAUCCAAGACAAGGGCUUCGAGAAGCCUAUUAUCGUGAAGCAGAUGAAGGGGUUAGGCAUGAAAAUACCCGCCAAUACGUUCACAGUGUCGGACGUGAAGCAGUGCGUCGGCUCCCGGCGCCAGUUGGAUGUGAUGGACGUCCAGACGCAGCGCGACUACACGAUGUCGAUGAAGGAGUGGUGCGAGUACUACAACAACCCGCAAAGGGAUCGCCUCCUGAACGUCAUAUCACUGGAGUUCUCGCACACGAAGCUCGAGCAACACGUGGACUCGCCUUAA